AUGAAAGUGGUGAUUUUUGUGUCCCCUGCAGCCCCCCCCUCGCCCCCCCGGCUGUACCUGCAGAGCUCAGACCCAGACCGAGACCAGUCCUCCCUGGUCUGUGUCACAUGGGGCUUCUACCCGAGUGACAUCAUCCUCUACUGGACCAAUCAGAGCGCAGCGAGCUCCAUCGACCAGCCGUCAAUCUACAACUGCACCCUCACCUCCUCCACCUCUUCCACCUCCAUCACCUCCAUCACCUCCACCUCCUCCACCUCCUCCACCUCCUCCACCUCCUCCACCUCUUCCACCUCCAUCACCUCCACCUCCUCCACCUCCUCCACCUCCUCCACCUCCUCCACCUCCCAGGGUCCUCAGUGUGUGCGGUUGGUAGAUGAGGGAAGCAGUCGAGUGUAUUUGUUCAGUUUGCUUGCUCUGCCGGAGAGAGAGCGGUUGGAGACGGCGGUGACCUACGGCUGUGUGGUGGAGGGACAUCCCGCCAUGACCCACGCCAUGACCACGGCCUUCACAUGGGCAGGGGCGCCACCCAACCUGCUGAUUGGGGCCCUGAACGUCCUCAAGAUGUGUUUCCUGUCCGCUGUGACGGCCGUGUUCUCCAUCGAAGCCCUGGACUCAGCCCUGGACUCAGCCCUGGACUCAGCCCUGGACUCAGCCCUGGACUCAGCCCUGGACUCAGCCCUGGACUCAGCCCUGGACUCAGCCCUGGACUCAGCCCUGGACUCAGCCCUGGACUCAGCCCUGGACUCAGCCCUGGACUCAGCCCUGGACUCACCCCUGGACUCUCCCCUGGACUCAGCCCUGGACUCUCCCCUGGACUCUCCCCUGGACUCAGCCCUGGACUCUCCCCUGGACUCCCCCCUGCAGGAGGCCCAGUGA
This is a messenger RNA of Knipowitschia caucasica, 876 nucleotides long. Lineage: Eukaryota; Metazoa; Chordata; Actinopteri; Gobiiformes; Gobiidae. The record is from the annotation of a GenBank genome assembly.